UAUUCCAUAACUUGGUUUCCGGUGCUGAAGCGAGGUUAAAAUCGUUUUAUACUCCUUGUGUUUUACUCGAAAUAAGAACAAUGAACCGAAAAGAUGAUUAUGAUUCAUAUGAAAUUGAAGAGCCAAGUGAUGAAGAAAGAGCCGAAAGCAGUUCAGAGGAUGAGCUGGAUAUUCUUCUCAACGGGACCCCAGAACAGAAGAAGAAGCUGAUCAGAGAGUAUCUGACGGGAGAGAGCGAGUCCUCCAGCGGAGAUGAGUUUGAGAAGGAGAUGGAGGCAGAGCUCAGCAGCACCAUGAAGAGCCUGGAGGGCAGCUGGACAGCUUCCUCAGCCCAAGGGCAAACAUCUGGGACCGGUGACGGCACUUCCACGGCAAACAAGCCUCAGGAGUAUGACAGCAUUUACUUUGACUCAGACUCGGAUGAAGAUGGCGCAGCUGGCAGCUCUCAGGGCCUGAGGAGGAAGCAGCGCUCCGUUCUCACAAAUGAUGAGCUGUUAUACGACCCAGACGAGGAUGAUCGCGACCAGGCUUGGGUGGAUGCCAAAAGAAAACAAUACAGAAAUCAGAGGCGGCUGCCAGCGUCAGCGAACCGAAGAAACAAACCACAUGCGGUUCCAAGCAGUGACGCUGUCCUCAACUGUCCAGCCUGUAUGACCACCCUGUGCCUGGACUGUCAGAGGCAUGAGAAAUAUCGCACGCAGUACAGAGCCAUGUUCGUGAUGAACUGCGCAGUCGACAAAGAGGAAGUUCUGCGCUACAAAACCGCCAGUAAGAGAAAGCAGAACCGGCACAGGAAGAAAGUCCGCCGGGAGACCACGUCCGCGUCUGCGGAGGCCGAAAUGGAGUCGAGCGCAGGUCUGAUUGAUGCACGCUUGGCAGGAAUGGACGAAGAAGAGAUCUAUCACCCGGUCAAGUGCACAGAAUGCUCCACUGAAGUGGCAGUGUACGAUAAAGAUGAAGUGUAUCAUUUCUUCAACAUCCUAGCAAGCCACUGCUGAAGACAUUUACUGGACUUUUAAAUACAAACCACAUGUUUUGGUGGGUUUGAUGCGCAACACCAGGCAACUUUACUGUACAGUGCAUAUAUAUAGAGAGAGAGACGUUUUUUGGGAGUAAAGAUUAUGGCUAGACGUGUAAUUAAUUUUUUUUUUUUCCAAGGUUUUUAUAUUUGAUUUAUAUGCUGUUGUACAAUGUAAAGGCUUUCAUGUGAUCCGCUUAAUGUAAAUUACCAUUCAUAUUUGCAUAAAAGUUGCUCCUUUGCUUCUCAUGUUGUUCCCUAUUAUUAAAUUGUAUUUUUACACAAA
Puntigrus tetrazona (Sumatra barb) is the source of this 1304-nucleotide messenger RNA. It is a transcript of the gene eapp, whose product is annotated as e2f-associated phosphoprotein. NCBI's taxonomy places the organism in Eukaryota, Metazoa, Chordata, Actinopteri, Cypriniformes, Cyprinidae. The record is from RefSeq and is a predicted model, not a curated record. The transcript is spliced from 6 exons. Gene Ontology annotation, cellular component: nucleus. Gene Ontology annotation, biological process: positive regulation of cell population proliferation. The coding region runs from base 81 to 998 and encodes 305 amino acids.